UGGAGAUCCCUCCUCUGGAGUUUCACAGUGAACCCCAGUCACAGGUAAGCUUUCUAUCUAUUCUCUUUUGGUAAAAUAGCUGCUUUGCCAAACUCUCUGGUAUAUUUCAUAAUUAUAAUGUCUGUACAUUCAUUGAUUAUACAACUAGAAAUUGUGCUUGAUUGUAAUCAUGCCCCUUAAGAGGGUGAGCUGUGCUAAGCUUUGGGCUUGGGAUCUGUGUUUUGGUGUUGGGAACUCAAUUUUAACAAGACCACUGCAGGGGACAAAAUUGGUAUUCACCUUGCCUGUACAGCUUCCUUUGGCACCAACUCAGCAAGCAGUGGGCUUGGGUCUAUUUCCCUGUUUCCCAUAAAACCCCACUUUCAUCAUGUCCACUUCCACCCUGCACCAACUCCCUGAGCAGCUAUUGUGUUGCUUUUCCCCAGCUUGAAACCAGGGUUGUGAGCCUUUGUUAAUCAAAUUUCCCUGCACCUUGUCCAGCUAAGCCUCUGUGUCCUGUAAUUAAAGCACUGUACCCUUAGCUUCUGAGCUUUUGUUACAAGGCUGUGACAGAAAAGCUCCCUGCUUACCUGUUCCCAGCCUGGCUUGCAGUCCCUCAUCACAACUUGGAAGAUAGAAAACAGCUGCAGCUGCCAGCUGCAAAAGAAGAAAGAUCUAUAUCGGGUUGGUUGUGUUUCCAGUUACAAUCAGAUGGGAACAAAAGACUUUAACCUGCUUUAAAUACUGUGUUGAUUCUUGCUGCUUGGAAGGUGACGGUCCUGGUCCCUGGGGCUGCCUUCUUUCUGUUAAUCUCCCAGGAGCAUUGUAGAGCUAGGCAGGAGCAUGACUUAACCCUGUCACACUUCAGUAGGUGCUGUUAAUUGCCCAGGACUCGUUUUUUCUGCUCUCUCUGUAAUUGGUAUCGCUUCAUCCUUCCUAAUCCUCCAGGUAACCCAUCAUCUCGCUCAUCCUCACUGUUACUCAUGUGCAGUUGCAUGGUGUCGAGUGCAAGACCCAGUCCUCCAGCUACUGAAAAUCAGAUCAGGGUGGGAUCUCAGGCAUCACGUCAUCUGACAUGGAUGAAAUCUUCCCACAGCAUUCAUGAGGACCUUGUGAGCACAUGAGGCUUUAUACUUUUUUUUUUUUUCCUCUUGUAACAUUAAAGCUAUGUUUGCAGUUCAGACUCUACCCCAGGCUGAUGGAGUAGUGAAUUGCAUCAAGAUCUUUUCUCUCCAGCAGCAAUAAGCCCUGAGAAGUGCAUUGCUAACAGUCUUCCCUGUGCCUAUUCCCAGGGAAAUUCUCCUCCCCAUAACCUGCACCUCCUGGUAAAGCAGAGCCCUGGGUUGGGCAGGAGUCCUGAAGGCACCAAUGGGUCCAGUGGGUCAUUGCUCGAUUAUGGUGCUGGUUACCCUCACCGGACCUCAUGCUGACAUAUAGAAGACAAACUGAUUGGAAAUGUGAUACUCUGUGCCUGGUUUGGCUGUGGUGAUAAGGGAGUGGCGGUCGUCAGGAUCCUGACAGGAGCAAGUUGUUGUGUUUGGGCAGUGGGCCGGUGGCAUCCCGUGGGAAGCAGCUCUGGGGGUGAAGGAGCUCAGAAGGAUUGGCAGGUUUGAGGAUGGGGUCUUCCAAGGCCAUCCCAAAACUGAGUGAAGGGUGCAGGGAGGGUGGGAGGAGGAGGGGGCUCCUGGUGCCAGGCAAUCCGUGGCCCCACGCAGAGCCAUUUUGUGGUUUUGGGGGUUAUUUUGGUGCUGUGUGGGCUGUUUGGAAGGCAUUCUGUUAUUUUGGUGCCAUUUCAGGUUGUUUUGAGGUUAUUUUGGGAUCAUUUAGUAUCAUUUUGGGAUUGUUUCAGAGUUAUUUUGGUGCCGUUUGGGCCAGUUGGAGCUAGACUGUCUGUGGGCAGGUUGGACAUCAUUUGGGCCUUUUUGGGGCUGCACCGUGGUCAUUUUGGGGAUUCUUUUGGGAUGACAGUGUAGACACAACCUCAGCGCAGCGGCUGAUGGUGAGGCAGACCUGCUGGGCGACGCGCUGAGGGGACGCGGAGGGCGGGAAAGCAGCGGGCAGGGGCGGCUCGAGGAGGAGGCGUGGCUUGAAGAGUCCCCGCCCCCCCGCUCAAUAUAAAUCGAAGCGGCGGCGGCAGCGGCCCUAAGCGGGAGCGUGUCCCGCAGGGGCGGCCAUGGCGGCGCUGCGCUGCCUCCUGCUGCUGCUCUGCGGCGCUGCGCUGGGGCCCGCCGUGCACCUCGACUUCGCCGAGCACCGCAGUCAGGCGGCCAAGAUCAAGGUCAACCCCCGCGGCAACCUCUGGGCCACAGGUCACUUCAUGGGGAAGAAGAGCGCGCCCGGCACCCCGCACCUGGACGAGCUGCGGCAGCCGGCGGUGCCGGUGGCUUUUGGCCCCUCGCUCAGAGCUUUGCUGGAGGACGUGGUGGAACUGCUUACCCGGGAGCUCCUGAAAAUCCUCUUGCAAGAAAGACUUUUGGAUGAGAACCAAAGAAAAUACGAUCUCACUGACCAGGAGACUGGGCUUUUAACAAAGGUGCUGGAGAAGUAUCUUUCAAACUGAAGAAGCGCAGCAGUGAAGGAUGAGGUCAGCAGGCUAAGCUGUGCAUGGCAAAUGGAGGAGAGCAUCAUCCUUGUGGGUUACUGUAGCAACAUCACUUUAUUUAUUCUUUCUGUAAUACUGUUAAUAGUGAUUGCUUGUAUGAAAAGCAGAUCCUCCCUGUAUAUUUCCUGUAUGUUUUCUGCUUCCUUGAUGUCUGAUGUGCCCCUGUGAAUAAAACCAGCUCUUUGCAGAUGCUA
Messenger RNA from Phasianus colchicus (ring-necked pheasant), 2775 nucleotides. It is a transcript of the gene NMB, whose product is annotated as neuromedin B. The record is from RefSeq and is a predicted model, not a curated record. Lineage: Eukaryota; Metazoa; Chordata; Aves; Galliformes; Phasianidae. Gene Ontology annotation, cellular component: neuron projection. Gene Ontology annotation, biological process: positive regulation of hormone secretion; neuropeptide signaling pathway. Gene Ontology annotation, molecular function: neuropeptide hormone activity; neuromedin B receptor binding.